Mercurialis annua (annual mercury) is the source of this 2006-nucleotide messenger RNA. RefSeq names its product RNA polymerase sigma factor sigF, chloroplastic. The record is from RefSeq and is a predicted model, not a curated record. Gene Ontology annotation, molecular function: DNA-binding transcription factor activity. NCBI's taxonomy places the organism in Eukaryota, Viridiplantae, Streptophyta, Magnoliopsida, Malpighiales, Euphorbiaceae. The transcript has 9 exons. Gene Ontology annotation, biological process: regulation of DNA-templated transcription; DNA-templated transcription initiation. The coding region runs from base 190 to 1851 and encodes 553 amino acids.
GAUUGAAUUUGCCCAUUAGUUUUAGAGGUCUGAAACUAUUGUUCUGCAACUGUUCAAGUGCUUCACUUAUAUGUUUUUCUUCUUAUCUCCUAUUGUUUUAGGACUAGGAUUACUGCGACUAGGCAUAUAAAAACCAUGAACUUUAAUGGGAAACAUUGAAUUGAAUUCAUACCAUUGGAAUUUUAUCAAAUGGAGACUGCAAGAACCUUGCUUUCUUCUCCUCCGUCGCCAUUUCCUCUAAGAACUCACCUCAAGAAUUGUCUCUCUUCUUCAGUUGUAAUGCUUCAUGAACAAGCAGUUUCUGCUGUCACUUCAGCUCCAACCACUUCAAUAGCUAGAAAUUUUCCUACUUCGGUUCUUAUGCAAGAGCAGCGUGAUGAGUUAAGGCGAAUGUCUCAGGUAACAUUGGAUAGGAGGCAGAUGGAAUCCAGGACCUUAGUUCCUGAAGGGAAUAAUUCUGGUGAAGCAGAUCAACUAAUGUACAACUAUGAUCGACUCUUGCUUUCCUGGCCCAGCUUUUCAAAUUUACUGUCUCCUCAACAAACUGGACAAAGUCCAUCCUGGUCGUUGACUAUGCAGUCUGUCACAACCAAUAAAGACGAGUUCAUGGCUGUUGAAUCGACCGAUGUGAUUGACCUUGCUAAGAAAGCUUUAUCCGCCUCUAAAGAAGCAGCGUUACUAGCUCAGAAAUGCACUGUUCUUGAUGAUACAGUUUCUACUAGUUUUGGGUCCGUAGAUUCAUCUAAUCAUUCAACCGAGGAGGUAAAAACUGUUAGGUCAACGCGGCGUUUAAAAAGGCAGUCUAAGAAUCGGAGGGGGACAAAAACAAAUGAAAUUUUUCAUGAGCCUUAUAGUUCUAGAAAAGCUGGUGUACACAAAAAGAAUGAAGGAGUUGAUCCAAAGGAUCCCCUUCGAUUUUUUUUGUGGGGCCCAGAAACAAAACAACUGCUGACAGCUAAGGAAGAGACUGAAUUGAUUGCUCAAGUGCAGGACCUAAUGAGGUUGGAGGAGGUGAAAGACAAGCUUAAACUUCAAUUUGGCCGCGAACCGACCUUUGUUGAAUGGGCUGAUGCUGUUGGGCAUAGCUACUCGGUCAUGCAAUCACAAAUUCACUCUGGAAACAGAAGCCGAGAAAAGCUGAUUAAUGCAAAUUUGCGGAUGGUAGUUCACAUUGCUAAACAAUAUCGAGGCCGUGGUCUCAGCCUUCAGGAUUUACUGCAGAGGGGAAGCAUCGGCCUUAUGAAGAGCAUUGAGAAAUUCAAACCACAAGUUGGUUGCCGGUUUGCCACGUACUCAUACUGGUGGAUAAGACAGACUGUUAAGAAGGCCAUAUUUCAGCAUUCUAGGACGAUUCGUUUACCGGAAAAUGUUUACCAUAUCCUGGCAAAAGUUUUGGAGGCAAAAAGGUCGUAUAUCCAGGAAGGAAAUCGCAAGCCGACCAAAGAUGAAUUAGCAAAACGUACCGGAAUUACAGUUGAGAAGUUGGAGAGGUUACUAUGUUUAACUAGAAUGCCAUAUUCAAUGCAACAACCUGUGUGGGCAGACCAAGGAACUACUUAUCAGGAGGUAACUGCAGAUACUGAAGUUGAGAUCCCGGAGUUAUCGGUGGCGAAGCAAUUGAUGCGGAAACAUGUCCGCGGCCUCUUAAAGAUUUUGAACCCGAAAGAGAGGCAGAUAAUUAAGUUGAGAUUUGGCAUUGAGGACGGAAAACAGAAAUCGUUAUCUGAAAUCGGAAAUGUGAUUAGUUUGUCUAAGGAACGGGUGCGACAGUUAGAAAGCAGAGCAUUGUACAAGCUCAAGCAGUGUCUUGAUAGCCAUGGACUAGAAGCUUAUGCAGAUUUAAUUGUUUAGAUGUAGAGACAGAAUGCUGAUGCCAUUCAAAUUGUGAUAUAUUGUAUUUACUGUAAAAUAUAAUGCAUACUCUUCGUCAAGUGCAAGAGCCUCAAGUUGAUCACUUUUUUCUUGGACAAGUUCUUGAAUGCAAUCAGCCUACAUUUUAUUUCCCA